GCCGCCAGUACUACCGUGUCAGUGCAAACGAGGCUUGAAAAUGCAGUGGCUCGUGAUGAUCACUUGCCUGUGUGUCGCCGGCACCGGUGCAGCUGUUCAUGGACAUAAACACCACCAUGGACAUGAUGGUCAUCACCACGAUCAGGAUGUUAGGGAGUCUGGGACGCCGGUGACAGCCACGCCGGCUGGCGCGAUCCGCGGCUCGUGGAUGGAGACGCGUCGCGGGCGGCGUUUUCACGCGUACCGGGGCAUUCCAUUUGCUGAGCCACCGGUCGGGGAGCUCCGGUUCCAGCCGCCGAAACCAAUAAAGCAGUACUCCGGCGAAGUGGACGCGACUGAGGAGGGUCCAGCGUGCCCACAGCCCACAUUAUCGCCAGACUACUACGUCGACGAGGACUGUCUUCGCCUUAACGUUUAUACUCCAGGACGUACUAAUAGCUCGAAGCUGUUGCCGGUGAUAGUGUACAUGCACCCGGGCGGGUUCUACUCGGUGUCGGGGCGCAGCGACGUCGCCGGCCCGCACUACUUGCUCGAGGAGGACGUCGUCUAUGUCGCGCUCAACUACCGCCUCGCCGCGCUAGGGUUCAUAAGUACAGGCGACGAGCAUGCCCCAGGCAACAAUGGAUUCAAGGACCAGGUCAUUGCGUUAAGAUGGAUCCAGCGAAACAUAGCAGCAUUUGGCGGAGACCCAGACCUCGUUACCCUCACGGGGUACAGUGCUGGCUCGUUUAGUAUUGCACUGCACAUGGUCUCGCCUAUGUCUAGAGGUCUAUUCCACCGUGCUAUCGCCAUGAGCGCCUCUCCGAUCUCUCAAGUGGUGAUCGGAAAUGAGCAGAAAUACCUUGCCGAGCGGCAGGCGAAGCUGCUCAACUGCUCCACGGAUACCAGCAAGCAGAUCAUUGACUGUCUGAAGACGAAGACUUGGAGGGAAUUAGGAAACUCCUUGGAUAACAUGUUUGAGUUCGGCUUCGACCCGGUCUUAAUGUGGAACGUGGUAGUCGAGCCGGACUUCGGACAGGAGCGGUUCCUGACGGAGCAGCCGCUGGACAUCAUUCGUCGGGGAGAUUUCUACGCCGUGCCGAUCAUCAUCAGUCAGACGCAAGACGAGUUUUUCUGGAAAGCUUUCAACAUUCUGGCCAAUGCAACAAGGAUGCAGGCAAUGAACGAAGACUGGGAGCGCAUUGCACCAAUCGCUUUCAUGCUACCUCCCGAGGGCGCGGCGGUCGCCUCCCGCAGGCUCAGGAAAGCUUAUCUCAACGAUAAUCCACUGAGGAACGACUCCACGUCCGCCGAUGGACUGGGAAAACUCUAUUCUGAUAGUAUCAUUGGAUUUGCUGUUCAUAGAAUGGCAAACCUAAUGUGUCGUUACUCGCCACAACCGGUAUGGUACUACGAGUUCGGCUACGUCGGUCAGCACAGCCAUUACGAGGACCCCAUCACCAAGAAGCCCGUUGGAGCGGCUCACCAUGACGACCUGAUUUAUCUGUUCACUCUCCCCGCGGCCUUCCCCGCCGUUCCUCUAAACUCGGCCGAUGACAGAAUCGUCGAGCGCAUGGUCGCGCUGUGGUACAACUUCGCUCGAUUCGGAGACCCAAGGCCGCACAGCUGUGACACGCCGCAGCUGGCGGGACUGCGCUGGCCCGAGAUGAAGCCCCGCGACAGGAAGUACCUGCGCAUCGACAGUGAGCUCUCCAUCGGGAAGAAUCUCUUCGAGGACAGGUUCCGUGUCUGGGACGAGCUGUAUGCGCUGCCCGAGGACUCAUCGUCAUCAUCGUCAGAAGACGACUAACCGGCCACGUUUAAGCGACUUAAUAAAAUAAUGAUUUGGCUGAAUCAUUAAUUGUAAAGAUAUAGCGAUCUAAAGCAAAGUGUAUAGCCGAAUUUUUUUUUCAGCUUUAGUUUUGUUCUGAAUUUUACUACUUACUUACUACGUGGAAGGAUGGAUGGAUGCCAUAAAAUCACCAUUGGUAUGGCUCUACAUACUGUAACAAUAUAUUUUAAUGUAUUGAAACUUUCAAAGAGCGAUUAUACAACAUUUGAGCGAGCAAUAAUAAAAAGUUA
Messenger RNA from Hyposmocoma kahamanoa, 2061 nucleotides. RefSeq names its product venom carboxylesterase-6 (gene ie2). The transcript is spliced from 11 exons. Bases 41 to 1789 code for a protein of 582 amino acids. The record is from RefSeq and is a predicted model, not a curated record. Lineage: Eukaryota; Metazoa; Arthropoda; Insecta; Lepidoptera; Cosmopterigidae.